UGGGGACAAAUAAAGGUAGCAGUUUGAAAUUUUAAACGGGACGCAUAUUUGCAUGGGACACAUAUACUUUUAUGGGACGCAUUAAAGUUGCUGAGACGCAUGUUCUAAGAUAGACCGAAGAUUUAUGGAUUUUCAAAUAAAUUUUUGCUUGUAGAUUCUGUAGAUAAAAGCAAUAAAGUUGAAAAGGUAUAUUUUGAACCAUUAUGAGAUUUAUGAGAUUAGGAGGAAAAGAAAGUCAUUAUCAUAGGAAAGAAAGGCAAGCGAGGAGAAUGCAGCAAAAAAUGAUUUUUGCGGACAUAUUGAUAGUGAGCUGGACUUUUACCCGAUUGUUCAAUUUAACAUCUAAAAUUUCAAAUAUACUAAUUAAUACAUUAAGUCAAAAGAUGAUUUCGGGAAAGAGGUGGAUUAGAAUGAUACCUAGGUAUUUAGAUGGAUCGAAGAGAUUAACCAGAACAUGGGGAUUACGAAGAAUAUAUGUGAUGCGAUUCAAAGGGCAUCGUGUGAUUUGUUGUGAUAUCAAAUGAUAAGGGGAUAUUAUUGGAGUUGAAUUUCUACCGCGGAUAACAGGGGAUUUGAAGGCAAACCCGCAAGAUCUGGGCUCCAAAUAUGAAGCCGAAGCUUUUUUG
Meloidogyne enterolobii is the source of this 626-nucleotide messenger RNA. The record is from the annotation of a GenBank genome assembly. Lineage: Eukaryota; Metazoa; Nematoda; Chromadorea; Rhabditida; Meloidogynidae.